Messenger RNA from Mycena indigotica, 573 nucleotides. RefSeq lists its product as uncharacterized. NCBI's taxonomy places the organism in Eukaryota, Fungi, Basidiomycota, Agaricomycetes, Agaricales, Mycenaceae. The coding region runs from base 1 to 573 and encodes 190 amino acids. The record is from RefSeq and is a predicted model, not a curated record. The transcript has a single exon.
AUGGCCUCUACCACCACCACUACCUUUGACUUUGGCGCCUCGGCCUACCCCCAAUCCCAGCGCUCGGCUGCCGCCCAGCGCAUGCGCUCUCUCCUUCUCAUACCUCGUGGUCCGGCCUUCCGCCCACGCACAACUACCGCCCCGACGGGCUCCACUACUACCCCAGCCCGACGACCCUUUGCGUUCCCCGUCAUCGAGGAUGACGACAGCGCCAGCGAUAGCGAGGACUCCAUUUCUGAAUCAGAAUCCGAUGCGGAGAGCGUGCAAACGGCGGCGACUAGUGUGGCCAGCUUGGCUCUGCCUGCUGUCAAGGACGUGCCGAUGUCCAAACCCACAAUGGCUACGACAACGAAGCCAGUCACACAAUACCUCUACCAGGGCGGGCGUACCGGCGUAGUCAGCGGCGGAGUUAUGCUCGGCGGGCAGCGCUCUUCAGCAGCUGCUGUCGCAAAGCCCGUCGUUCCUUCAAUCGCGGCCAAGAAGACUAUCAUGGCCAAAAACUCAAACUCGAAGACAGCUGGCACAGGCUGGCGCGCUCCUUCAGCUGCUGCGGGAAACUGGCGUCGAGCGUGA